AUGGCCCGCAGCUUGCCGGCCUGCGGGAGCGAAGCUCGGCUGCGGCUGGGCCGGGACACUCUUCGGCCGGUGCCUGCGCUGCUGGUCCCCGCUGUGCUCCUGGGAGCAGCGCUUGGCCUGGGCCUGGGCCUCUGGCUCGGCUGCCGCGCUGUCCGCCGGCGGCAGCGGCACCAGAAAGACAACGCUCAAGGCCUGCUCAGGAGCCUGGAGACUCGAGUGCCAGCAGCCCCGGACACCAGUCCCACUGGGAGGCGGAGAAGACGCGAAACAAAUGUGUCCGGGGAGGAGGCUCUGGAUGAAUACGAGCCUUCUUUCAACAGUAACAUCACCGCCUUUGCACUAAAGGCCAAAGUCGUCUACCCCAUCAAUCAGAAGUUUCGGCCUCUGGCCGACGGCUCGUCCAACCCGUCCCUUCAUGAACCCCCUGUGGCCGUGCUGCCCCACCAGCCUGAUGCGUCACCGAGCAGCAGCCUGGGCACCCUGAGCCAGGCCGCCAAGGAUGACCGAAGCUCCUUGGCCAGCUCGCACUCGGCUUCCAGUGACCGGCUCCUGCGCCGCACCUUCCUGCGGGCCCGUAGCCUGCCAGAGGCGCUGAUCGGUGAGAGCCUGGACCUGGACUUGUGCAUCUACAACCUCCACCUCCAGGAUCUGCUGAGUCUGGACGCGGCCCUGAGGCAGGAGAAGCACCUGAUGUUUAUCCAGAUUUUAAAAAUGUGCCUCCUGGAUCUCCCUAAGAAGAAGCCUGAUGAUGAAUUAUGCCAGAAAAUUAUUUCAAAGCAAGAAAAUGACCUGGAGGAAUUGGAAAAGAGCCUUCAGCUCAGACUGUCGGGCACAGAGAUGUUGGCUGCCUGCGAGCCCGCCUACGUCACACUGGCUGACGUGGAAAAGAAGGAGCGUGAGAAUGCUGAGCUUUUGAUGCACAACAUGGAAGCUUUCUGGAAAAAGAUGGAAAGUGUCCAGCACCUUCUUGUGGACCAGCUGAAGUGCUCCCACUCCAAAGCCCGACAGCUCCUAAUGACACUGACCGAGAGAAUGGCUGUGGUCGAGGGGCUGCUGUUGGAUUCGCAGGACCUGCAUGUGCUGGAUGCCGUGGACAGGACCCUGGGGCGGGCGCACAUGGCCAAGGCCCUGGAGAUGCUGAAGCGGCAGGUGCAGGAGGAAGCGGAGUCCUGGCUGGCCGCCCUGUCCCAGUCCCUGGAGCAGCUCACAGCGGGCAGCCGGCUCUCCGGGCAGCAGAAGGAGGAGCUACUCACUCAGCAGCACAAGGCCUUCUGGGGCCAGGCAGAGCACUUUGGCCGAGAGCUGGUGCAGCGUGGCCAGGAGCUGGCGAAGGCGUCACUGGCCCAGCAGGUGGAGGGUGCUGCAGAGCUCAGGCGGGCCCAGGAGGAGGAGCGGAGGAGUUUCCUGGCCCAGGCGCAGCCCCCUGCAGAUCCCAAGGGCUUUCUCCAGGCUUUCCAUGCACUCCUGGAGCGGCAGCGGUUGAUUCUGAACGAGCAGGAAGAUCAGGAGACCCUCAGGAUGGCAGAGGCCCUGGUGGCACUGUGCCAGGAGCUGUACCACAAUACUGUGGGAGCCUUCCAGAAAUUCACGGACGUGCUGUUCCUUGAGACGCUUCCAGACCUGACGGGCUGGCCCAGGACCCAGAGCGAGUGUUUGCUGCAGGAGACACAGGAAAAUGCUGCCCGGCAGCUGGAGAAAUCCAACCGCUUCCGGAAGCAGCAGUGGAAGCUCUUCUGGGACCUUCUGGAACAGGAAAAACAGGAGUGGCUGGAGGAGUGCGCUUUGUCUACAGUGCUUCAGACUCAGCUUGGGGACAGCCAGGAGAGCGUCGUCCGUCAGGUGCUGAGCCGGCUGGGAGGACUCAGUGAGGAGUCUGAGCGGAGCAUCCUGCAGGGCCACAGCCUGGUGCUGUGCGCAGCUCUCCGCAGGCUGGCCCUGCGUGGCUGUGCCCUGGCCGCGGUGGCUCAGAUGCGGCUGUCGGGGAAGAAGAACCUGGUGCAGGAGCUCCGGGAGCAGCAGGCACUGGAGCAGGCAGCCCCAUGCCUGGACGAGCACCAGUGGCAGCUGCUCCGGGCACUGGAGGCACGUGUCCUGGACGAAGCGGCCCGGCUGCAGGACGAAGCCCAGCAGACGCGACGGCAGCUCCAGCAGCAGCUGCUGGCUGAGGCCCAGGGCGCGGAGCUGCUGCUCCAGCCUCACACCAAGCGAGCUGUGGCCCGGGCAUUGCUGGCUCAGGCACGCGUUGCCGCCACCAGGAGCUGUGCCAAGGACCGAGAUGACUUCAAGGCCACACUGAUGGAGGCGGCAGUGGAGAGCGUCUAUGUGACCGGCCCUGGCGUGGGCCGGCUCGUGGGUGCCUAUGAGGAGCAGCUGGGGAGGAUGAUGAAGGAACACGCAGAGCGGGUACUGCUGAGUCUGCAGAGCCUGCAGGGGGAGAGAGUGGAAAGUUACCGGCUACAGAAGAAGCAAGAGCUCAGCAAAGUCCCGAGGGGGACUGAGGUGGAUAGUGAUGCCCAGGGGUCCGGCCCAGCCCUGCAUCAGAGGAUGUGGGUGGAGCAGAAACGGUUCCUGGCGCAGUUCACCUCACACCAGCGAGUCCGCCUGCAAGCUCGGGAGCAGAUGGCCAAGGCCACAGAGGGUCUGCUGGCUCAGCUGGACACGCAGCUGCAGGAAGCAGAGCAGGCCUUCAUCUCGGAGCUGGCUGCACUAGCCCGGGUGCCCUUGGCUGAGAACAGAGUGUCACCCCAGAAGCGUGGACUGCCAGAGAAGCCUCCGAGGACCAAGAGGAAAAAGCCCCCUCCCAGGGACAGAGGCGACCAAGGGGCUCCAGAGGAGGAGGAUCUAGCUGCAGGGCCGCACAGCAGCACCAGGCUGAGCCCUCAGGAGAGCGGAUGGGCUGAAGGCGAGACCACCAGGAUUCCGAGGCCCAGAGCAGACGCAUAG
Suncus etruscus (white-toothed pygmy shrew) is the source of this 2943-nucleotide messenger RNA. It is a transcript of the gene EVC, whose product is annotated as EvC ciliary complex subunit 1. Gene Ontology annotation, biological process: smoothened signaling pathway. Bases 1 to 2943 code for a protein of 980 amino acids. The transcript has 21 exons. The record is from RefSeq and is a predicted model, not a curated record. NCBI's taxonomy places the organism in Eukaryota, Metazoa, Chordata, Mammalia, Eulipotyphla, Soricidae.